GCAGGUAGCUAGGUGAUAUUGAAUCCCACUCCGGCCUGGCCUGGCCUUUAGAUAGAUCGAGAUCGAUCGAGUAAUAUAAGAUGGCAGGAAACCAAGUGGUUGCUGUGGAUAUACGGGAUGGCGAAAGGUCAAAUCCUGAUAUGUCUUCUUCUGAUGCAGGAUGCGGCGGCUUCGGUUUAACCCUCCCUUUUUUCCAAAAGUUGAUUGCAGAGAUACUUGGGACAUACUUCUUGAUGUUCGCUGGCUGCGGCUCGGCGGUGGUCAACGCCGAGAAGGGCAGCGUGACGUUUCCGGGGGUGGCCAUAGUGUGGGGGCUGGCGGUGGUGGUGAUGGUAUACUCCGUCGGACACAUCUCCGGCGCGCAUUUGAACCCUGCCGUUACCAUUGCUUUUGCAAGCUGCAAGAGGUUCCCCUUCCAACAGGUGCCUGCGUAUAUAUCAGCACAGAUGAUUGGAGCAACUUUAGCAAGUGGAACCCUGCGAUUGUUAUUCAACGGCAAACAUGAUCAUUUCGCCGGCACACUUCCGACGGGGUCCGAUCUGCAAUCCCUAGUCAUUGAGUUCAUCAUCACAUUCUAUCUCAUGUUCGUCAUUUCCGGCGUCGCCACCGAUAAUCGAGCUAUUGGAGAACUUGCUGGCCUUGCAAUCGGAGCUACCAUCUUACUUAAUGUCAUGUUUGCUGGUGCAGGCCGAUAACAGGGGCUUCAAUGAACCCGGCAAGGAGCUUGGGGCCAGCAAUAGUGUGGCAGCAGUACAAAGGGAUUUGGAUAUACUUGGUGGGGCCAACGGCAGGGGCCAUAUCGGGGGCUUGGGUGUACAAUGUGAUCCGCUUCACAGAUAAACCCCUGCGUGAGAUCACCAAAAGUGCCUCUUUUCUUAGGACCAAAGGUUCCAGCCGCACCUAGUUUUUUUUAAUUAGCUAGUUGUGUUUCAUUCAACUCGAUCGUACCAGCAGCAUUAAUUAGCAGCAACAUGUUUUGAUUGAUAUUAAGUUAUCUUGUCCCGGCCUCCCUUCACGCCUUUACUUUCUUUUCUAUUCAUGAGAUGAGAUGAGAGCCUGGCCGGCGUAGCUAGUCCUUUCCUUUUAACGUUUAUGUAAAUUGUAUCAGUGCAUCCAUCUCCCUCCCUCUAAUUACAACGUAACGUUUAAUUAAACACUUUCCUCUGCCAUCUCAUAUAUGACAUGACAUUAAUUAGCAUUAGCAACAUUUACC
Molecule: messenger RNA, 1213 nt
Organism: Cuscuta europaea
Lineage: Eukaryota; Viridiplantae; Streptophyta; Magnoliopsida; Solanales; Convolvulaceae
Source: the annotation of a GenBank genome assembly